Messenger RNA from Pelobates cultripes (western spadefoot toad), 12638 nucleotides. Lineage: Eukaryota; Metazoa; Chordata; Amphibia; Anura; Pelobatidae. The record is from the annotation of a GenBank genome assembly.
CACCUCUACUAGCUGGGCAGGAGAGUCAGUGCAGUGACAGACUGCUAGCAGCCUCCAGCCAGGGACAGCACUGCCAGCACUGGGCAUAACGUUGGGCCACAGAGACCAUAAGGACCUACAACAGGUGAGUGCCAGACGUGUAUUAAGAUUUACUGCAGGCUAGGCUGAGGGUGUUAGGAGUUAGCCAGCUAACUGAUCUCCCAAUGAACAGAGACAGACUGCGUGUGUUUAGAAUUUAACCAGUCAGCUGCCUUCCCCAGGAACAGCAGUAGGCUGAGGAUGCUAGGAAUUAGCCAGAUAGCCGCUUAUACAGUAGAGGCAAAGUAAGAAUGAUAGGAGUUCUUGUGCUAAGAGCACACAGAGGACAUUUCAAAGAUGAGAACAGAAAAUGCUCACAAUUAAAAUAUUUACUAGUCCUAGACAUAGAAUUGUAUGAUUGUAUAAUAUAUAUAUAUAUAUAUAUAUAUAAUUUAUUUUUUCAAUUUUUUUAAAUGUAUUAAUUUUGUUACUUAUUUUCACUAUUGUUAAUUUAUCCUGUCAGCUCAGUUGGAGAAUUGCUCAAGUUGCACCAUUCUUGAUUCCGUGAAUAAACCACUUUUUUUCCCCCCCAUUUAUUAUGAUUUUUAAUGGGUUUUUUUUUCCUCACCAUACUCGUAGUGGGUUGGCAAAUUUUAGUUAAAUAUUGCCAAAUUAGGAAAAUUCUCACACUCUGUUCUUUUAUUAUAGGCUAAAAUGUUGCAAUUCAUGAAAAGCCACAAUUUGAUUUUAAGGAAAUACAUUCAGAUUGAUCAUUAAUUAUCUCUGUGUGCGUCUGGGUGCUUCUUUAUGACAAAUUCCACGUGGGGUAUAUUGCAUUUUUGCAACUAUAACAUUGCCUGUUGAAAGAGAAAAUUGCCCAAAUAACUUCUUUAAUAUGUUUCGGGUGAUAACGUUGCCAUUUUCAUUUUCAAAUUUUUAGUCUUGAAUCUUGAUCAUGUCCCGGUGUGGAGGGGGGGGGCAGAUGUGGAGGGGGGGGCAGAACAAAAACCCUCUAACAAACCUUAAAGAGACUCUAUGGUCACCAGAACAACUACAGCUUGAUGUAGUAAUUCUGGUGAUUAUAUCAAAUGGAAGAAAAGAAAUAUCCAGGCACACCCGCAGUUUCUUCUAAAAAGCAGUCUUUUUUUAAUUUGAAACAAGGGAGUGGAGACAACAUUUCGGCUCCCCUCUGAGCCUUUAUCAAGUUAGUUCUCGUGAGUAUAGUCAGACCUUGCAGGCAUUUUGCAGUAAACACUAUCUUUUUGGAGAAAAGGCAGUGUUUACAUAACAGCACGGGUGAUCUGAUUUAGUUUUGAGUUGGCAAGCAUGUAAAACCACAUUCUUUAAAAAAAUAUAUUUUUCUAUCAAUAUUUUAUAUAUAUAUAUAUAUAUAUAUAUAUAUAUAUAUAUAUAUAUAUAUAUAUAUGUAUACAUACCUCUUCAAAGUCAUUGGUAUUUUAAGAAGUUUAAAAAAAAUUAUAAUAAUAAAUAUAUAUAUAUAUAUGUAUAUGUUUGUGUGUAUAUAUAUAUAUAUUUGUCUGUCUACCAUACAAUAUAAUUUGUGGUUUUUUUUUUGUUUUUUUUUAUUCCAUUCACACUAUUUUUAUUUUUAAUAAAUGCUGCAGGUUCUUUGAGAAGUAUUGCUGUCAUGUUGUCACACCGUGUUAUGUUUUUAACACAGGCUAUGACCAGGGCCGGUGCAAGGAUUUUUGCCGCCCAAGGCAAAAGUAAAGUUUGCCGCCCCCCCUAUGUGACAUCACAAUGCUCCACCCAUAUGACCUGCCAUGUUAACUAACGCCAGUGCUGCAGUGCCGCCGUGUUUACAUUAUAAGGCAUGCAGGGACAGGCUAUAGACACCAGAACAACUACAUUAAGCUGCAGUGGUUCUGGGGACUAUAGUGUUUCUUUAAUGUGAGGUAAACUGGAGAUUAGUCCCACGAAUAAUAUACUAGAUUGCCUACUUACAACCAGAUGAGGAUGAUGAUGGGCUCUAGCUGCAGUCUGGCUCCACUGGUUUGGUGUAGAACAGGCUCUCUGGAGGCGGUUUGUAACUGUGGUCACAAAAAUCAAUAUUCUGGGAGAACGGGAAGCAGCUCCAUUUUUGGGGGGCCCUUUACACAGCUCAAGGUCUGGGUCCCAGGGUCCACCUUCAUGUUCCACCAAUGAGUUUGUUCACAGGGGGUGGAGUGUGUAGGGGAUGUCCUGAUAUGUGUGUAAGGAAUGCAUUGUGUGAAUCUGUGUUUGUAUGUGUAAGGGCUGCAAGGUGUGUUUCUGUGUAUGUACAGGAUGCAGUGUGUGCGUGUGUAAGGGGUGCAUUGAGUGUGUGUAAGGGGUGCAUUGAGUGUGUGUAAGGAAUGCAUUGUGUGUUUCUGUGUGUGUAAGGGAUGCAUUGUGUGUAAGGGUUGCAUUGUUUGUGUGUGUGUGUGUGUAAUGCAUUGUGUGUUUUUCUGUGUGCAAGGGGUGCAUUGCAUGUGUGUGUGAUGGAUGUCAAUCUCUCCCCCCUCCCUUGUCACUCUCUUCUCCCCUCCCCCUUCCCACUCUCAUUGCCCCUCCCUCCCCUGUCACUCUCACCCCCGUCAAUUUCUUCUCCCCCCCACCAAUUUCUUCUUCUCCCCCCUCCCCUACCAAUUUCUUCUUCUCCCCCUCCCCUACCAAUUUCUUCUUCUCCCCCCCUCCCCUCCCCAUUUCUUCUUCUCCCCCCUCCCCUACCAAUUUCUUCUUCUCCCCCCUCCCCUGCCAAUUUCUUCUUCUCCCACCCUCCCCAUUUCUUCUCCCCCCUUCCCUCUCAAUUUCUUUUUUAUCCCACCCUCCCCAUUUAUUCUCCCCCCCCCCCUACCAAUUCAUUCUCCCCUCCCUACCAAUUUCUUCUCCCCCCCCCCUCCCAAUUUCUUCUCCCCCCCUCCCAAUUUCUUCAUCCCCCCCCCUCCCCUCCCCAAUUUCUUCUUCCCCCACCCUCCCAAUUUCUUCUCCCAUCCACCCCCCCACCCCCUCCCAAUUUCUUCUCCUGCCAAUUUCUUCUCCCCUGCCAGUUUCUUCCCCCCCCUCCUCAAAGUUUCUUCUCCCCCUCCCCCAGUUUCUUCCUCCCCCCUCCCAAUUUCUUCUUACCCCCUCCCCUCCCAAUUUCUUCUCCCCCCCUCCCUCCCAAUUUCUUCUUACCCCCUACCCUCCCAAUUUCUUUGCCCCCCCCUCAAUUUCUUCUCCCCUCCCUUCAAAAUUUCUUCCUCUGAUUUCUUCUCCCCAUCCUCCCAGUUUCUUCUUACCCCCCCCCUCCCAGUUUCUUCUUACCCCCCCUCCCAGUUUCAUUCUCCCCCUCCCCUCCUGGCUCUUCUUACCCCCCCUCCCCUCACAAUUUCUUCUUACCCCCUCCCACUCCCCUCCCCAUUUCUUCUCCCCGCUUCCCUCCCAAUUUCUUUCUCCUCCCCCCCUACCUUUGUUGUAGCAUGGCCGAGCCCUGCAUCAUGAUGGUCCGCGAGUACAGGUUGCUUUUGUUUCCUGUACUCGGCCGGACUAACAGGAAGUGCACACUCUGUACCCGUCGGACCAUCAUGAUGCAGGGCUCGGCCACGCUACACCUGAGGGAGUGACAGGAGGGAGCGCUGAGCGCUUCCCUCCUGUCAGCCCCUCUCCUCAGGUUGCGCCCAGGUGGUUGCGCCCGGGCAAAGCUGCAGCCGCCUGAGGCUCUUUACAGAGCGCUCGGGCGGCUGCAGCAUGGGGGGGCCGGCGCUCACCGGGCAAACCUCUUUUAAGUACUCAACGCCUCUAGCCCAACACUGUUUACUAGUCCUACAGAAGUGUGUAUUUAUUUCAGGUUACAAUACUUUUGAGACCAACACCAUGAAAAAUGAGAUGACAGAAAGAUUAAAUAUAGUAGUGUGACUUUAGGCACCAUAACAACUGUGACCUUAUUAAAUAAUAUCUAUUAAGAUAGAGAGAAUGUUUUUACAAAUUUGCAGAAUAAACUGUUGGCUCUGGUAAAUUUGCAAUUAAUUGCAAAAUUAAGGCUAAAAUAGACUGUAAAACCCGCAAAUCAGUUGAGAUGGAAUUAAUUUUCUAAUUUGGCUAUUUCCGCUUACAUUUUAAUAGUCCAUUGUUAACUCAGUGUUUAGAAAAUAAACUAAACACAAACAAAUUUAAUGUUCGUGCCUUGGGAGCAACCAUAAUUUUGGCUUCCUUCAGGGAGGUCAUUCUAAGAUGGCCAUUGUGAUAAUUAUUGUUUUUAUUGAAAAAGCAAGAAUACAAAUAUCAAUAAUUAGUAAACGUAUGCAUCUCGGGAAUGAGAGAUUAAAACGAGUGAGAAUAUUUACUUACUGUAUCUGCUAGAUUAUAAAACGACCCUUCAAAUUUUGAAAAAAGAAAAAAAAAAAGUCCUGAAUAUAAGACUAAGUGAUGGGGGAAAAAAUCAAAUCCACAGUUUGUGCCAUAAAAUAUUAUUUAAUCAUUAAAGGAACACUAUAGUCACCUAAACAAUUUUAGCUUAAUGAAGCAGUUUUAGUGUAUAGAUCAUGCCUCUCAGGUUUCACUGCACAAUUCACUGCCAUUUAAGAGUUAAACCACUUUGUUUCUGUUUAUGCAGCCCUUGCCACACCUCCCCUGGCUCUGACUGACACAGCCUGCAUGAAAAAAACUGGUUUCACUUUCAAUCAGAUGUAAUUUACCUUGAACAGUUGUAUCUCUUUCUCUGUAAAUUGAACUUUAAUUACAUACAGGAGGCUCUUGCAGGGUCUAGCAAGCUAUUAACAUAGCAGGGGAUAAGAAAAUCUAAAUUAAACAGAACUUGCAAUAAAGGAAGGAUAAACUUAAGAUGACUCUUUACAGGAAGUGUUUAGGAAGGCUGUGCAAGUCACAGGCAGGGAGGUGUAACUAGGGUUCAUAAACAAAGUGAUCUAACUCCUAAAUGGCAGAGAAUUGAGCACUGAGACUGCAGGGGCAUGAUCUAUACACCAAAAUGGCUUCAUAAAGCCAAAGUUGUUUUGGUGACUACAGUGUCCCUUUAAAACACAUAACAACCAGAUUAUCUGAAAAGUAUAUCAUACACAAACCUUGACACUCAGAUGCACACACUGACACACAUACACACACUCAGAAACAAACAUUUUGACCCCCCCCCACACACACACACAUAAUAAACCCAAGAACAUUGAAAUACAUAAAUAUAUACUGUAUUUUCCGGCGUAUAAGACGACUGGGCGUAUAAGACGACCCCCAACUUUUCAAGUUAAAAUAUAGAGUUUGGGAUAUACUCGCCGUAUAAGACUACCCCUCUUCCAAUGCACACCAAAUAAAAAUUAGCAAUGAUGUACAGUGAGCAGACAGAGCUACACAGCAAAACAUUAAAGGACCACUAUAGUGCCAGGAAAACAUACUCGUUUUCCUGGCACUUUAGUGCCCUGAGGGUGCCCCCACCCUCAGGGUCCCCCUCCCGCCCGGCUCUGGGGAGAGGAAAGGGGUAAAAACUUACCUUUUUCCAGCGCUGGGCAGGGAGCUCUCCUCCUCUGAUCCUCCUCCGUUCCUCCCAUUCAGCUGAAUGCGCACGCGCGGCAAGAGCUGCGCGCACAUUCAGCCGGUCGCAUAGGAAAGCAUUUACAAUGCUUUCCUAUGGACGCUUGCGUGCUCUCACUGUGAUUUUCACAGUGAGAAUCACGCAAGCGCCUCUAGCGGCUGUCAAUGAGACAGCCACUAGAGGAAUUGGAGGAAGGAUUAACCCAUUUGUAAACAUAGCAGUUUCUCUGAAAUGGGUUAAUCCUAGCUGGACCUGGCACCCAGACCACUUCAUUAAGCUGAAGUGGUCUGGGUGCCUAGAGUGGUCCUUUAAAUAAUGAUAAUCUGAAAUAGCAUUUAAAGCCCCUCCAUUCUUUUUAAUCCCCCCUCCAUUCUUUUUUAAUCCCCCCUCCAUUCUUUUUAAUCUCCCCCUCCAUUCUUUUUUAAUCCCCCCUCCAUUCUUUUUUAAUCCCCCUCCAUUCUUUUUUUAUCCCCCCUCCAUUAUUUUUAAUCCCCCCUCCAUUUUUUAUUCACGCCCCCAAUUGUUUUACACCCCCCAUUCUUUUUACUCCCCCACCUCCAUUUUUUUACUCCACCCCCACGCCCACCCUCCAUUCUUUUUACUCCCCACCCACCCUCCAUUUUUUUUUCUCCCCCCCACCCCCACUCUCCAUUCUUUUUACUCCCCACUCCCUCCUUCUCACCUCCCCUUCCCUGUGCAGAGUGGGUGGCCGAGCUCCUCUUCGUCCUGUCAGUCCGGCCGGGUACCGCGCAGUACAGGAGAUUCAGUUACCUGUUCCCGGCCGAACUGAAAGGACGAAGAGGAGCUCGGCCACCCACUCUGCACAGGGAAGAGGAGGUAAGAGAGGCAGUGUGGCAGCCGUCUGAGCGCUCUCUAUAGAGCGCUCAGGCGGCUGCAGCAUUAGCAUACCCGGCGUAUAAGACGACCCCCCACUUUGGAAAAGAUUUUCCAGGGGUAAAAAGUUGUCCUAUACGCCGGAAAAUACGGUAUAUAUAGCUAUGUUCUUGAAUGUCAUUGAACUGCACCUUGCGCGCGAACAUCAUUUAAACAGUGCAUCUCACAUCCCAGUCCCUGCUCCUUGCUCCCAAUCCACCAGGUUCCUCUGUUGCCAGCAGUGGUGGUGGUCACGUUUUUCAAUGCACUGUAUUUUCAGAUAAAAGGCAGUGUUUACAUUGCUGCCUAGUAACACCUCUAGUGACCGUAACAUAGAUGGCCUCUAGAUUUGCUUCCUGGGUCAGUGCUGCACAGUGGAUACAUUGAUCAGGAGAAGUUAAUGGGUCGCAGCAUGGCAUUUUGUCGUUCAUGCACAAUAGUCUCCCAAAGCCGUCCUAUGGGGAAGCAUUAAAUGGCUGUGAUCAUCAAGACUGAUGAUCUCAGCCAUGGAGGUGGGGCCAGCCGAGACAUCACCAGCACGGCGUGGGAAAAAAGGUGAGUAAAAACCCUUCCCAUGUGAGUGGAGGAGGGCAGGUCACCUAAACAUUCACACGCACUGACAGACACACUGAUUUGAUACACACACUCACUGACAGAGAUACACUCACAGACAGACAUUCACUGACAGACACAUGUGCACUCUCUGACAGACAGACACAAAAACACACACUGAUACUGCAACACUCACAUUCACAAAUUGUUUUAUUUUAAUGUGUCUUUCCCUGGGGCUCAGUCGGGCUGCUGUAUUCUCCUUGGUCUGCUCCCUACAGCGCUGUUUAGUGAUGUGGGUCCAGAAUGAUGUCACAUUCCAGCUUUCAGCAUUACUAAAGAAUCAUGCAAGGGAGUAGAGCGGGGAAAUUACAGCUCCCUUGCCGCCUCCACGCUCACUCAGGAGUCGUCCGCCUGCCUCCACGGUCAGUCAGCUGCAUGCCUGCACUCUCCAUGAGCCACACUCUGCUCAGUCAGCCUUGAUUAUAAAACAAAGUCGAUUAUAAGAUAAAGUCGAUUUUUCAGAAGUUUUUUUUUUCUGAAAAAAAUCUCGUCUUAUAUUUAAGCAAAUAUGGUACUAAGCAAAUGGGAACAAUCUGAUACAGACACAAACAGUUUAUAAUAAACAACAGCACACUUUACUGGAUAUUGCAGUAUUGUCCAAUGUACAACAGGAAACAAUAGAAGAAGAUUUUAAAAUGUAGAUCUCCCUUAAAACAAGAGGGGGAGUUGUUGGGGCUAAAUCACUAAAAGCUAAAAUAUAGUCAAGUGAAAAAUAAAUUGUAAAAUUAGGACUAAAGUCACUAUUGCUGAGCGGGAGAAUGUUUUUAAAAUUACUUUUUGUUGCCUAAAUCUUGCAAUUUAGAUUAAGGAGUGACGUGAGGCCAAAUUACCCAGCAAAGUAUUUCCUGCAACAAACUCUUUAGUAUCCUAUCUAAAGAAAGGACAUUUUGGGGUUUUUGGUGGUUGGCUAAUUCUUUGUUAGAAAGCACAAUGAGAGUUUCUGCUUCUUGGAUUAAAUCUAGCCCAUGUAGCCUUCUCUAUGACUUGAAUGGUCUGCAUAAAUAGGCUUUAUAUAUACACUCACUGACUACUCCUACUUUUUAUUUCUCUUACUGUAGCUUUGUUUUCCACCUAAAACAGAUAAUAGCAGGAUAAGGUGACAAGGAAUUAUUUUGUAAAAAGGGUCAUGAUUAAAUCCCUUGAGGAGAAAAAUCUAUUGCCGAGCACAUGGUGGUUUAUUGUAAGAAGGGCCCAGAAUUUACUUAGAAAGUGAGAUUGGCUCCUGUCCUUUUACAAACAGAUCACAGUGCUGUAGGUAAUAUUACAUUUUGUUAGAACAUAAUCCGAGUGUUAAUGUCAUUGUUAUUGAAUACAUGAUGAUAACUAUAUUACAUUAUUUUAGCUGGACCUGUAUUUGGCUGAGAAAUGCUUUGAGUUUGGAAUUGCCGCUCAGUGCAUUACCCACUAGAAUCUGUUGCCCCUGGAAGCUUUAAGUUUCUCUUUACCCUCAUGCCAACCUCCAUAGAUUGGCUCUGCCUACUCACUCAUAAUCACCAUAUUGCAGGUGGCCCAUCAAGAUUGUCUAGUUGUUUAAAGUUAUGACAACCCUAUUAGCAGACUCAUGAUUCUUCAUUAAGGCUACAUCGGUUCCCCAUGAACUAAAUCUUGUAAAUCUUUUGAAUGUCUUGUGCAUAGUUUAUUUUGUGUUUUAUUAAAAAUAUAUAUAUUUCUUUUUAUAGAGCAUGUGAAGAACAUAGAUAUGGUUGAACCCACUGGGAGCACUCUGUUAAUAUGUUUCCUGAUCGUUAACCUUGCCGAGGGUGCAUGUAAGAUUGAUAUCGGUAAGAAAAUUGUCGACUGCUCUCGCCUGAACCUUGAGCAAGUUCCAACAGAUAUCUCUCAUGAUGUCGAGAACCUGGACCUGUCCGUGAACAAACUCACCAAAAUUAAAAAGGAGGACUUUUAUCAUUUAUCCAAUUUAAGGAUCUUAAACUUGAACUUCAACAAUAUAUCCAGUAUAGACCAUGAUUCUUUCAACACAAACAUAUUGCUGGAAAACCUAAGUUUGUUUAAUAACUCUUUGACUGAAAUGCCAUCAGAGCUGCUGGAGCCUCUUAUGAAUUUGAAAAUCCUUAAAAUGUCCAAUAAUUUUUUUAAUUCUUCCACUCUUGGAAAUGGUUUUAAAAAAUUGGUGAACCUCAAAGAGUUAUCUUUUGGUGGCCCAAUGAUAAAGACAAUCUUGAAAGAUGACUUUCUACCCAUUAAGGACAUUGAACUUGAAAGAUUUUCCUUAAAAACUCAGUCUAGCCUAAAAGGUUAUGAAGUUGGGGCACUCAGUGUGGUGAAUACACGUGAUAUAUGGUUUGAUAUUGCGUUGGAUACGUAUGCAGAUGUUCUUCCUCUCAUCCUAAAAGAUUUGGCUGGGAAAUCCUUUAAGAAUAUGCGUUUUCGAAAUUUGUUCGAGUUCACUUAUUACACAGAAAGCAUGGAUAUUUUCUCUGGCUUAAAUGACGUUGGUGUUGAUUCACUGACCUUUUACCGAGGGAAGUUCAGUGAGUACCUCCUUUAUCUAGUCUUGAAAAAUAUUGAGAAGCUAUCUAAUAUCAAUGAUCUCUUAUUGCUGUCAGUAGACUUUGCCCGUUCUCCAAACUUCAACAAGACUGACGACAAAACUGAAAAUCUGUCACUGGAAAACUUGAUCAUUCAGGAUGUUACCAAUCCAGAUAUUUUGAGGUUUGAUUGGACUUUUACCCAAUUCAGUAAUAUCAGAAAUUUGCACAUCGUCAAUGUUAAUUUUAAUUUCAUCCCAUGCGAUGCUUGGAAUCAUUUGACUAAUUUAGAAAGCUUUAACAUCACAGGAAACCGUCUUUUGGCCAGGUAUCUGUACAAUCCAACCUGCCAACUUUCAUUACCUGCAAUCAAGACGUUCAAUGCUAGUGACAAUACAAUGACUAGCCUCAGAACAAUUUCUUUGUUAAUUACCACAUGGUCCAACCUCUCCGUUGUUGAUCUUAGUUUUAACAAUAUUGGGAGCUGCACUGAGUCUUGCAAAUGGCCUUCUAAAAUAACAACUCUUAUUUUACACAACAAUGCAUUGAUUCACGAUAUUUCUCCGUGCCUGCCCCUUACUCUGGAGUAUCUGGACAUGUCUAAUUCUCAGCUAGAGCGCUUAAAUAUGAGUUAUUUCAACCAAGCCAAUAACCUGCGUGUAUUGAUUCUCCGUAACAAUAAAAUCAAAUUUAUACCCACAGGUUGGAAGAGUUUGAGUAUUGAAGUUUUGGCUCUAGAAGGCAAUUCUUUCGGGGUUAUUGAUGGAGGUUCAUUUAAAUAUUUGCUGAGUCUACGAAAUCUAACUGCAGGAAACAACCCAUACUAUUGCAAUUGUGACUUAUAUGCCUUUAUCACAGAGACCCUCUCCGAUAAAAAUAUAUCACUACUUGACUGGCCAGAUUCUUAUUAUUGCUAUCACCCACAGAACCUUGUGGACACCAAAAUUGAGUAUUUUAAUCCUGGAAAAUUACAGUGUGAUGUGGGUUUGGUGGUAGCUAUAUCAGUGGCUGUUACUGCUGUAGUAGUUAUUAUCUGCAUGAUGUUAUGUUGGAAGUAUAAUGUUCCGUGGUACCUGAGAGCCACGUGCAAAAUUAUCCGUUCAAAAUAUCGCUCCAAAAAAAGAGAGGACAACAAAGCAUAUAUCUAUCAUGCCUUCAUCUCGUACAGCUGUAUGGAUGCAGAUUGGGUGAGAGAAGUGCUGCUACCUCGUUUGGAGAAUUCCACUCCACCUUACAGGCUAUGCAUACAUGAGAGGGAUUUUCUUCCUGGGAGAUGGAUUAUUGACAACAUUAUUGACAACAUUGAAAACAGCCAAAAGAUCAUCUUUGUGCUCUCACGCAGUUUUGUCAACAGCGAAUGGUGCAAUUACGAGCUUUACUUUGCCCACCAUAGGAACAUUGGACAUGCAUUUGAAAAUGUCAUCCUGGUGGUUAAGGAAAAUGUCAGCUUGGAGGAUCUCCCAAAACGGUUCUAUAGGCUGAGAAAAAUGCUUAGAGCCAAGACUUAUCUAGAGUGGCCUUCAGACCAAAACCGACAGCUGUUCUUCUGGGUCCAGCUGAAGACCAUUCUAGGUCAUGCAAACCAAACUGUUACAGGACAAGAUAAUUUGUCUAGUGAGAUAGUUGAGGACAGACAGACACAUGCCCGUGUAGUUUCCACUAUAACAAACCCCACUAAAACAUUUCCUAUCAGUUAAAAAGGCUUUUAUGUUCCUUUAUAAUGUUUCUAUGUAUCCAUGUGUUUGCAUUCCAAGUUACUAAUAUUUGUUGGUUCUUUAUAGUAAAGUUUGCAUUAUAGUAAAGUUUGUACUUUAUGUUGUUUUUAUGACUGUGCCAAUAGUACAUUGUUGUGGCGGACACCCCGAUGGGAAGAGAUGUUUCGGCGCCACAGAUGUUUUUUUCCCUUAAACUGAGUAGAGCUGCGAUGAUCCUGUAAUGUAGUGAAAUAGCUGUUAUCGCGGUUACCUACAAACACAAGACAAGGCUUUGUGUGAGGGUAAAACUGGAACUGCUUUAAUGGGAGGCACAGCUGGCCUUUUAUGCAAGUCCUCAUGCAAGGGGUUUCUGGUGACACAUUCCAGGGGCAUUCCUCACUGGGCCUGAGAGGGGACAGCAACAUAAGCACACACAUAAUUACAUUACCACUCAGGUCCAGGACAAGCAUAAUAAAAAUACCUCAAAAUAUAGUUUUAACAAUAAGAUAUCCCUACAAGUAUUAUAUCCCCAGAUAGCCUGGGUCUGAGCAUCCAACAUAUGUCGAAAUUACUCAGAUUCCAUGAAUAUAGCUGAAAUGCCACCGGAGUAUAGUUUAGACCAAACACAAACACAGGAACAUCUAACACACAGUGUUAUAUACAAAUACGAGUUCGUGAAUACAUUUCUAGAGUAUCUGUAAUGCAAAUAAUAAUUUCUUUCGUUCGUAUAAAUAGUGCCGAACAUAUUUGCGUAUGGAAGUCUUAGCGGUGUUCGCGACAACGAGUGUCCAAGAUGGCCGCCGCCUCGUGUUUGCACAUACGAACGACGACACCCAGCCAACCGCUUAGAAUGUUGAGGUGCUUGUGGUUAGGGGUGUUAGCGAGGUUAAUGGGGUCAACAAGUGGCACACUCCGCACAUGGGUGGUCGGCCGUUCGGUAGAUUAUUCGGUAUUCGAACGGGGCAAAGUUGAAAUAUGUAGUGGAUGUAUUUCACUGAACAAACAUGCAAAGAGAACAAAGAGUUGUAAAAUCCAGAAACAGGGAGGUCUGUCACAAUUGUAAUUUUAGGUUUUAUACAGGCUUUCUUUACUGUGAAAAAGUGACUUGACACACUCACAGAUACACUCCUAUAGACACAAUCACAGAUACACACUCGCAGAUAUACUUCUAUAUUUACACUCACAGAUACACACUUAUAGACUCACUCACAGAUACACUUCUAUAGAUACACUCACAGAUACACACUGUGACCAAAAGCAAGGAAUUGUGCUGGAGGGAAUCUAUAUAUCUCCCCAGAUUUUGCAAGGUUCCUACUUUGUGUAAUUAGCCCCAGGGAAAUGUGUUAUGUUAAAAUGAAUAUUGUACUUUAAAUAUGUGUAUAUUUGGGCCCUGGGGUGGAGCACUUGGAGAGUAGGGUGGGCCAGUGCUCUACUCCACAUUUUGGUAGUUCC